Molecule: messenger RNA, 3494 nt
Organism: Nematolebias whitei (Rio pearlfish)
Lineage: Eukaryota; Metazoa; Chordata; Actinopteri; Cyprinodontiformes; Rivulidae
Gene: nexn
Product: nexilin (F actin binding protein)
Exons: 14
Coding region: 205-2694 (829 amino acids)
Biological process (GO): axon guidance; dendrite self-avoidance; homophilic cell-cell adhesion
Cellular component (GO): plasma membrane; axon
Molecular function (GO): cell-cell adhesion mediator activity
Source: RefSeq, a predicted model, not a curated record
UUUAUGGGAACGCCUCGCCGACCCCCAGUCGAGCUGUAGCAGCUAGCAGACGUGUAUCACUCUGUUCACUGCUCUGAGAUUUACUUCUUCAACUUUUGGUACUCCUCAAAGUAAAAUUUAAACCGAAACGGAGAGCACGACACCACACUGAGUAGGUAAAAUUAUAACAGAGCCUGUUAGUCAGCUUGUAGUUGCAGAACAAACAUGACCGAGGUGGUGCAGGUUGCAGCCUUGGAUGCUCAUGACAGUGAAGAAAACACAGAGGACUAUAUGGGGCAAGAAGAAAAUGAUGCAGAGGAAAGAAGUGAGAGCGAAAAUACAAAAGCUCACCAUGAGGAUGAUGAAACGACCGAUGAAACUGAGAAGACACACCUCAACGGUGUGGAGAACAAACAAAACUGUACAAGAGAGGAAAUUGAUGGAUCGGAGGAUGUUAACGGAAAGUCACAGGAGAGCCCAGAACCUGAAACAAAUGAUACAGAGAAUAUUUCUGAUGUGGCACUAAAGAAAGAGAAACUCCUCAGAUCCAGAAAGCUGGUGGCCAGAAGCUAUGUGCCAAAGCUGAACAAGGAUAAAGCAGAUGUAACGAGUAAGUUUGAGGCCAUGCAGAAGGCCAGGGAGGAGCGUAGUCGACAGAGGAACAGGGAGGAACAGCAGAAGAGGAAGGAUCAAUACGUCAAGGAGAGAGAAUGGAAUCGCAGAAAGCAGCAGAUAAAAGAACUACUCGCUUCCAGUGAUGAAGAAGAGGAGGUAAAGCCGAAAAAGGUGGAGAAGUCCUUCGUCCCCAAAAUCACAGGUAGUGUGAAGGGGAAGUUUGCAGAGAUGGAGAAACAAAGACAAGAGGAGGAGAGGAAGAGGAUGGAAGAAGAAAGAAAAAAGAGAGAAGCCCAGGACAAAGUAGAGAAAGCCAAAAUCAAGAAAGAACUGGCUCAGAAAGCUGCUGAGGAAGGAGAUGACACAAUCCUGGUGCGUGUGGUUCCAGCCAAAUCUUCACGACCUCCGGGUAAAAUUAAAAUGAACUUUGAGGACAUUGAGAAGAACCGAGAGGAGGAACUGAAGAAGAAAGCAGAGGAGGAGAAGAAGAGACGAUAUGAUGAAAACAGACGCUCCUUCAGAGAAGCCAAGCGACGCUCUAUUGUUCCAGAGGAUGAAGAGGAAAAGCCCACAGAGAAGGUGGUGUCUGUGGCUCCUGGAAAGCUGAAGCUGACCUUUGAGGAGAUGGAAAGGGAAAGGCAGAAGCAGAGGAGAAAGCAGGCUGAGGAAGAAGCCAAACAACGCUUGUUAGAAGAGAAAAAGGCUUUCAAAGAGGCCAAAGAAGAAAUGGAAGAUGAUGAGGAAAGCUCUCAGCCAGAUGAGGAAGAAAAAGAUGAGUUUCGUCCUGGAAAACUGAGACUGAGCUUCGAGGAGUUAGAGAGGCAAAGGGUAGAAGGAGUGCGCAAAAAAGCAGAAGAGGAGGCCAAGAGACGAAUGGAAGAGGAGAGACGAGCUUUUGCCGAAGCCAGGAGGAGCAUGCUUGUAGAUGAAGAUGACGAGGUCCUGAUGGCCUUGCUGAACUUGGAGGGAACUGAACCAGGGAAAAUCUGUGCCAGUUUUGAGGAUCUAGAACGACAGAGACGUGAGGAGGAGCAGAGAAAGGCUGAGGAGGAGGCCAAGAAGAGGUUGGAGGAGGAAAAGAGGCUCUUUGCUGAGGCCCGCAAGAGCAUGGUGCUGGAAGACGAUGAAGAAAUGAUGAGGAGCGAUUCUCAGGAGGCUUUGCACCCCAGAAAAUUAGAGAUCAACUUUGAAGAGCUGCUAAAAGAGAAGGAGGAGGCUGAGAGGAGGUGCAAGGCAGAGGAGCGUAAGAAGAAAUUGGAGCAGGAGAAGCAGGAAUUUGAACAACUCAGACAAGAAAUGGGCCAGGAGGAAAUAAACGAAAGUUCAGAUGUUGUAAGUAAUGAAUAUGAAGAGCUGACAAAGCUGAAGAAAACUGGCUCCAUUCAGGCCAAAAAUCUCAAAUCUAAGUUUGAGAAGAUCAAGCAGCUGACGGAGGAGGAGAUUCAGAAAAAGAUAGAGAUGGAGAGAGAGCGGAGGAAGGCCAUUGAUGAUGAAAUCAAACAGAGAGAAGCUGAGCGGUUCCAGGAGGAGGAGGAGGGGGAGGGAAGAGUAACAACUCCAGGAAGGCUUGAGGAGUCACCGUUCAGGCAAAAAGUGGACAUGCGAGCUCGCUUUCAACAAAUGGCCAAAGCCAGAGAGGAAGAAGAACGGAGGAGGAUCGAGGAGCAGAAGCUCCAGCGAAUGCAGUUUGAACAGCAGGAGAUUGAUGCUGCUCUUCAAAAGAAGAAAGAGGACGAAGUGGAGGAUGAGGGUAGCAUCAUCAAUGGCUUGGCAGCUUAUGAAGAUGAGGAAGAUCAUGCUCGUUCAGGGGCUCCAUGGUUUAAGAAGCCUCUUAAAAAUCAGUCGGUGGUGGAUUCUGAGCCUGUUCGGUUCACUGUUAAGAUCACUGGGGAGCCAAAGCCUGAGGUAACCUGGUGGUUUGAGGGAGAGAUGCUCCAGGACUGUGAGGACUAUCAGUAUAUUGAAAGAGGAGAGACAUACUGCCUCUACCUGCCCGAGACCUUUCCAGAAGACGAAGGGGAGUACAUGUGCAAGGCUGUGAACAGCAGAGGCACAGCAGCAAGUACCUGCAUCCUUACAAUAGAAACUUAUGACUACUGAUGCUCCUUCGUAUGCAGAAGAUUGUUCCUUGUCUUUCAAUCCUUUUGUAAAACUUCAUUUAUUGUGGUCAGACAGUUAGGGGAGAACCGUAUGCUUGGCAUUCCUAAGGAAGGGAAACACACAUAUUCAAACACAAAAACAAGAUGUUGUUUACAUGUUGCUCAAUCGUUAAGCUCAAGGAUGUAGGAAAAUACUUGUGCCAAAACUGACAGAUUCCUGUUUCUGUGCUAAAAACUGUACUAAACAUCAAAAGUGUAUUUGCUACAAGGCCCUAGCAGCUUUCAUGAAACCAGCAAUUUCUAAAUGUUGUUAAACUGCAUUGUAAAUAUGACAUUAAAUUGUCCAUAAAUCACCAAAUGUUAUGCUUAAGUAUCAAAAUAAGUAGAAUAUUUUAUAUAUCUCUGUUUUGAUUAACACAGUAUUGAAAUAUCAGUUAAACAUGUAGUUUAUGUUGAUAGUCAUCUGGUAUUAUACUGAGGAAAAUCAUGUUCUGUCAAGAGUCUAACAGUGCAGGAAAAAGAUUAAUUUGUUCGUCAAUUGAUUUCAGCAACAUCUAAACAAAUGUUCAUUUUUUCAUGUGAACUCCCCCCUUUUUUAUUUUAAGCACAGUUUAAUACUCUUAGUACAGAUGUCAAUAUUCAGUUCUCCGGGAUGAUCAUUUUGUUUGAUAAUGGAAAAAAUAGGCUAGUUUUGAAUUUUUGUCAUAUGUAAUAAUAGAAAUCAAGUUUUAAUAAAACAAACCAAAAGAACACUUUCAUUGUGCUGUCUUUGAUAUUAUACAAACCUGAUAUGUUGCAGAU